UUCCCCUCCCACGUGCUCACACUGGCUAAAGUUCUGAAGCUCCAGUUCAUUGGGACUAUCCUUGCUAUAGGUAGCGACUACAGUUAGGGGGUACCUGGCAUCCGGGCCCGCACCCUACUUCCCAGCAGGGUGUCACGCUCCCCUGAAGACUGGCCGCUUCUCGACCCUGCUAGAUGAAGAAAAUCCAAGGAAAGCCUGAAGCACUAGCGGUGCUAGCCAGAUGUGUUUGCCCUCGGGGCCCGACCCAACCUCUUGGUCUGAAAGGCCCGCCGGCCCUGUUAUUGUUUGGCUCCACAUUUACAUUUCUGCCGCUUGCAGGAGCAUUUCCGGUUUCUUUUUUUCGGAGCAGAUCACUGCUUACCCGGCGACGGGGGAGUAGCAAAGGGGAGGAAAAUAUAUUCUAGGCCGGUUCUGUUGUUUGGGGAGGAAAACUGCUAUCCUCGACAUCUUAUUUUUCUGGAUUACUUGGUUAUUGCUUUUGCGAAGGAGGAGGUGUUUAUUUAAAAGAGUGCACCGAUAGGUCGUUUCUUCGUGCCGGAAAAGCAAAUUACCGAGUAUCCGGUUUUGGGAUAACUGUCAUGGAGGAUUCACAGUCGGAUAUGAGCAUCGAGCUCCCUCUGAGUCAGGAGACAUUUUCAUGCUUAUGGAAACUUCUUCCUCCAGAUGAUAUUCUGCCCACCACAGCGACAGGGUCACCUAAUCCCAUGGAAGAUCUGUUCCUGCCCCAGGAUGUUGCAGAGUUGUUAGAAGGCCCAGAGGAAGCCCUCCAAGUGUCAGCUCCUGCAGCACAGGAACCUGGAACUGAGGCCCCUGCACCCGUGGCCCCUGCUUCAGCUACACCGUGGCCUCUGUCAUCUUCCGUCCCUUCUCAAAAAACUUACCAAGGCAACUAUGGCUUCCACCUGGGCUUCCUGCAGUCAGGGACAGCCAAGUCUGUUAUGUGCACGUACUCAAUCUCCCUCAAUAAACUGUUCUGCCAGCUGGCGAAGACAUGCCCUGUGCAGUUGUGGGUCACCUCCACACCUCCACCUGGUACCCGUGUCCGUGCCAUGGCCAUCUACAAGAAGUCACAACACAUGACUGAGGUCGUGAGACGCUGCCCCCACCAUGAGCGUUGCUCUGAUGGUGAUGGCCUGGCUCCUCCCCAGCAUCUUAUCCGGGUGGAAGGAAAUCCGUAUGCUGAGUAUCUGGACGACAAGCAGACUUUUCGGCACAGCGUGGUGGUACCGUAUGAGCCACCUGAGGUCGGCUCCGACUAUACCACCAUCCACUACAAGUACAUGUGCAACAGCUCCUGCAUGGGGGGCAUGAACCGCCGGCCCAUCCUUACCAUCAUCACGCUGGAAGACUCCAGUGGGAACCUUCUGGGACGGGACAGCUUUGAGGUUCGUGUUUGUGCCUGUCCUGGGAGAGACCGUCGGACAGAGGAAGAAAAUUUCCGCAAAAAGGAAGAGCAUUGCCCGGAGCUGCCCCCGGGGAGUGCAAAGAGAGCACUGCCCACCAGCACAAGCUCCUCUCCCCAGCAAAAGAAAAAACCACUCGAUGGAGAAUAUUUCACCCUUAAGAUCCGUGGGCGUGAGCGCUUCGAGAUGUUCCGAGAGCUGAAUGAGGCCUUGGAAUUAAAGGAUGCCCAUGCUGCCGAGGAGUCAGGAGACAGCAGGGCUCACUCCAGCUACCCGAAGACCAAGAAGGGCCAGUCUACGUCCCGCCAUAAAAAACCAAUGAUCAAGAAAGUGGGGCCUGACUCAGACUGACAGCCUCUGCAUCCUGUGCCCAUCACCAGCCUCCCCUCCCCUCCUUUCUUGCCAUUUUAUGACUUUAGGGCUUGUUAUGAGAGCUGACAAGACAAUGCUAGUCCCUUCACUGCCUUUUUUUACCUUGUAGAUAGUACUCGGCCCCCUCUAUGCAAACUGGUUCCUGGCCCAGAUUGGGGAAUGGGUUGGUAGUUGCUGGGUCUCUGCUGGUCCAGCGAAAUCCUAUCCGGCCAGUUGUUGGACCUGGCACUUACAGUGAAAUUUCACCCCACCCCACCGCCUGUAAGAUUCUAUCUUGGGCCCUCAUACGAUCUGUAUCCUCCAGGACCCAUUUCCUCCACUCUGCAAAGCCUGUCUGCAUUUAUCCAUCCCCCACCCCUCCCCCUCUUUUUAUCCCUUUUUAUAUAUCAAUUUCUUAUUUUACAAUAAACUUUUGUUACCACUUGUA
Rattus rattus (black rat) is the source of this 2202-nucleotide messenger RNA. RefSeq names its product tumor protein p53 (gene Tp53). The record is from RefSeq and is a predicted model, not a curated record. The transcript has 11 exons. Gene Ontology annotation, molecular function: protein binding; RNA polymerase II cis-regulatory region sequence-specific DNA binding; DNA-binding transcription factor activity, RNA polymerase II-specific. The coding region runs from base 579 to 1754 and encodes 391 amino acids. Gene Ontology annotation, cellular component: nucleus. Gene Ontology annotation, biological process: regulation of transcription by RNA polymerase II; apoptotic process; protein tetramerization. Lineage: Eukaryota; Metazoa; Chordata; Mammalia; Rodentia; Muridae.